Molecule: messenger RNA, 3034 nt
Organism: Melopsittacus undulatus (budgerigar)
Lineage: Eukaryota; Metazoa; Chordata; Aves; Psittaciformes; Psittaculidae
Gene: TAF6
Product: TATA-box binding protein associated factor 6
Exons: 21
Coding region: 83-3034 (983 amino acids)
Biological process (GO): RNA polymerase II preinitiation complex assembly; transcription initiation at RNA polymerase II promoter
Cellular component (GO): SAGA complex; transcription factor TFIID complex; SLIK (SAGA-like) complex
Molecular function (GO): transcription coactivator activity; RNA polymerase II general transcription initiation factor activity; protein heterodimerization activity
Source: RefSeq, a predicted model, not a curated record
GAUGAAGCCGUCGGAGGAGCGCCGGGGCCGCUCGGCCGCCGCUCUGUCCCCGGAACCACAGUAACCGGAACCGGAACCAUAGAUGAAGGCCUCGGAGGACCGCCGGGGCCGCGCGGCCGCCGCUCUGUCCCCGGACUCGGUCCAGGCCAUGGCUGAGGCCUCAGGACUCGCUCAGGUUCCGGCUCCGACUCUGCAGCUGCUGGCGGAGGAGGCGAGUGUCAGACUGAGGAGCAUUGCGCAGGAUGCCCUCAAGUUCAUGCACAUGGGCAAGCGCCGGCGCCUGACCCCAGGGGAUGUGGACCUGGCCCUGAAGCUCAAGAACGUGGAGCCCCUGUACGGGUUCCAGGCGCAGGAGUUUGUUCCAUUCCGCUUUGCCAGCGGGGGGGGCCGAGAGCUUCACUUCUAUGAGGAGCGGGAGGUGGAGCUCAGUGACGUCAUCAACACGCCCCUCCCCCGCGUGCCGCUCGACGUCUGUGUCAAAGCUCACUGGCUCAGCAUUGAGGGCGUCCAACCUUCCAUCCCUGAGAACCCCCCCCCAGCCCCCAAGGAGCAGCAGAAGGCAGAGGCCACUGAGCCCCUCAAGUCAACCAAACCAGGGCAGGAGGAGGACGGGACCCUAAAGGGCAAAGGGCAAAGUGGGGCCAACGUGGAUGGCAAAGGUAAGGACAAGAAGUCUCUGCUGGAGCCUCCCCCCUUGCGCCUCAGGCCUCGCAGUGUCCAUGAGCUGUCGGUUGAGCAGCAGCUUUACUACAAGGAGAUCACUGAGGCCUGUGUGGGGUCGUGUGAGGCCAAGAGAGCCGAGGCUCUCCAGAGCAUUGCCACUGACCCAGGACUGUACCAGAUGCUGCCAAGGUUCAGCACCUUCAUAUCCGAGGGGGUACGUGUCAAUGUGGUGCAGAACAACCUGGCUCUGCUCAUCUACCUCAUGCGGAUGGUGAAGGCUCUGAUGGACAAUCCCACCUUGUACCUGGAGAAAUACCUGCACGAGCUGGUGCCCUCGGUGCUCACCUGCAUCGUCAGCCGCCAGCUGUGUCUCCGUCCGGACGUUGACAACCAUUGGGCCCUCAGGGACUUUGCUGCUCGGCUCAUUGCUCAGCUCUGCAAGAACUUCAGCACCUGCACCAACAACCUGCAGAGCAGGAUCAGCAAGACCUUCACCAAGAGCUGGGUGGACGACAAGACCCCCUGGACCACUCGCUAUGGGUCCAUUGCAGGCCUGGCUGAGCUGGGGCAUGAUGUGAUCAAGACCCUGAUCCUGCCUCGGCUGCCGGUGGAGGGUGAGAGGCUCAGGACCAUCCUGGAGGGUCCAGUGCUCAGCACCAUAGACAAGAUAGGGGCUGACCACGUCCAGACCCUGCUGCUGAAACACUGUGCCCCAGUCCUGGCCAAGCUUCGCUCCCCCCCAGACGUCCCUGACUCCUAUAGGGCAGAGUUUGGGUAUCUGGGGCCUCUGCUCUGCUCCCAUGUGGGGAAGGCAAGAGCACAGGCAGCACUGGCAGCACAGCAGGUCAACAGGACAACGCUCACUAUAACACAGCCCCGCCCCACGCUGACGCUGUCCCAGCCUCCCCCCUCCGCUCCGGGUGCCCCUCCCCCCCCCCGCCCCCCCCCCGCCCUGCUCAAGGUCCCAGGAGCCAUUGCGGUGCCGGUGGGGGGAGGGGCCAGGGGAGCGACCCCUCAGGCCCCGCCCCCCCCCAAGUUCAUCGUCAUGGGAACGGGAGCCGGGCAACAGGUUCUGUCCUUCAGCUCCAGCCCCUCCCCCACCUCCCCCUCCCCCUCCAGCACCACAGCCCCCAGCCCCCUCCAGAAGUACAUUGUGCUCCGCCGCACGGCGCCGCUGGAGCCCUCAGGCAAUUACAUCAUGUGCCUCCAUCCCCACGGGGUCCUCUCGGUCUCGGCCUUCGGGAACUUCGCCAUUGACGCUUCCGGCUUCGGGGUCCUCUUCCCAGGGCUCCGGGUCUGGCUCCUGACGCUGCCUGCUUGGUUCCGAGUGCCCCUGCUGCGGGAGUACCUGCUGGCCGGGGGUCUGGUCUCCUCCGACCGCCGCAGUCUGGACUACCUCCUGAGCCGUCCCGGGGGGGGUCACGUGGCCGCCAUCGUGGUGGGCGGGGCCCCGGAGGCGCUGGAGGCGGAGCCAGGAGCUCUGCGCAUGCGCAUCAGGCACCGCACGGGCUUCGUGCGCUGCGCACUGCACCACGGAGCCUCAUUGGUUCCCGUGUUCUCCUUCGGGGAGAAUGAGCUGUUCCAUCAGCGCCGCCCCCCCCCCGGCUCCGCUCUGCGCAUGCUCCAGGAGCGCGUUCUGCGCAUGCUCGGACUCGCCCUCCCCCUGUUCCACGCACGUGGUGUGUUCCAGUACGACCUGGGGCUCCUCCCCUUCCGCAGGGCCGUGUGCAGCGUGGUGGGUCGGCCGCUGCAGCUCCCGCGGGUUCCCAACCCCCCCCCCGAGGCUGUUUCCUUGUGGCACAUCCGGUACCUGAGGAGGCUGCAGGAGCUGUUCGAGAGGCACAAGGAGGAGUUUGGGAUCCCCAAGGAGAGACACCUGCACUUCCUCAUCGGCACUUCCGGUGACGUCAUCACUUCCUGUGACAGCAUCGGCACUUCCGGUGACGUCAUCACAUCAGCUUCAUGUGACGUCACCACUGCUUCCUGUGACGUCAUCACUGCCGAUGAUGUCAUCAUCACUUCUGGUGACGUCCUCAAUGCCUGUGACCCCCAGCAGCACCUCAGCUUCCUAGCUUCCUGUGACGUCAUCAUCACUUUCGAUGACGUCAUCAUCACUUUCUGUGACAUCACCACUGCUUCCUGCGAUGACAUCACAUCAGCUUCCUGUGACGUCACCACCUCAGCUUCAUGUGAUGUCAUCACUGCUGCUUGUGACGUCAUCAUCGCUUCCGGUGACAUCAUCAGCACGUCCAGUGACAUCAUUACAGAGUCAUGUGACGUCAUCAGAGCCAACAAUGACGUCAUCAUCACAUCCUCGGGUGACCCCUCCCCCACAGCACUGGAACUUCCAGUGCCCCCAUCCCCCCAAUAA